Messenger RNA from Mixia osmundae IAM 14324, 2650 nucleotides. RefSeq lists its product as uncharacterized. The coding region runs from base 44 to 2320 and encodes 758 amino acids. The record is from RefSeq and is a predicted model, not a curated record. The transcript has 2 exons. Gene Ontology annotation, molecular function: SNARE binding. Lineage: Eukaryota; Fungi; Basidiomycota; Mixiomycetes; Mixiales; Mixiaceae. Gene Ontology annotation, biological process: exocyst localization; exocytosis. Gene Ontology annotation, cellular component: exocyst.
GCCUGCGUCGGUGUCGAGGUGAAUGAGCCCAAGCUGAUCGGUCAUGACGAGUGCGCUCGCACCGUCUGCUGCAACGGCAGUAGCAGAGUUUCUCAAAUCACCAGAUGAUUUGGUCAAGACAGCCGCCUUUCGGGUCAAGCUAGAGAAAGAGAAAGCGUCCAUCGAGGCCAAACUCAAGUCGGGCGCAAAGGAACAGCUUGAUGCCACACGGGACGGACUUGCCAAACUUCGAGAUUCGAGAACGUCGGUCGGACAGAUCAGAGAGGAGAUGGUCAGCAUCGAACGCGUCUCCACCGAUCCUACUGCAGUCGUCCAGGGCUUUCCCCUCAUCCAAGAGAUCUCUCAGGUGCAUCGCAAUCUCACUCGGACGAUAGAGACCGUCAACAAGCUGCGAGGGAUGUAUGACAAGAUUGAUCAGAUAGAGGCCAUGCUCGCGCGAGAGCGAUCAGAUCCACUGGGCCCCUCGCCGAAUUUGCUGCCCAUACACCAUCAUCUGUCCGAACUGGAAGCGUUUCGUAACGAGACAGUGCUACAAGCCAGUCGGUCGUCUCCAGAAACGACAAAGACGCUCAAUAGGUACUUUGAACGGCUUGGCAUGGUCAUCGAGGCUUUCGAAUCGCAUUACCUGCACCUGGCCGGAUCGCUCGUCGAGCUAGCAAAAGCAGACAACUCCGGCGUAGCUGUCAAGCUGGUCAAGAUAGCUCAGGUCGAAGGGCUACGGGAUGAGAAAGCGAUUGCUGUCAGACUCGUCAAAAAGAACAACGCCGAACUGGCAGCACGGUUCAACAGUAUCCAGGCAGACAGCAGAGUCAUCAAGCACUAUCGAGCAAAAGUGAUGACGGCCAUCAAAGACAGCGCAAAAGGUGUCGUGCAACGUCAGCAGUCCAAGUCGGUCGCGGCAACAGGAGAUCCACUAGGAUUUCUGGAUUCACUAGAUUUCUUCAUGCAAGAUCUGCUCGUCGUCGAGGACAGACUGGUCGAAGCUUUCCCACCGGAUUGGAAGAUCUACACCGUUUUCGUCAAAGCCUACCACACAGCACUGUACGAGUUCCUGAAAGGCUUUGUCAAAUCAGACCCAGAUGCAGGCGCCUUGCUGCGUGUCGCCCAAUUCGCAAAGACAUACGAAAAGACGUUGACGAAAGAGCUAUCCAUCCCGCCGGAGCUACUCCAACCGAAGCUGCUAGACGGCAGCGAGCAGACACUCGUAGACGAUUAUCUCAAGCUGAUUGUUAAGAAGAUGGAGGAAUGGGCAGCCAACCUCUUCAAGACGGAGAGCGCGGAAUACAUCAAAAGAGAAGCUCCGCCAGAGGAAGCGGCGGAUGGUCAAUACAGUAUGCAAGGAGCGGUCAUCAUGUUCCAGAUGAUCAACCAGCAAGUCGAUCUCGCUGCCGACUCGGGUCAGGGAUCCGUACUCUCUCGCGUAGUCGACGAGAGUAAUCGCGUCUUGAGGGAGAAUCAAGCCCAAUGGAUCCGAUUGGUCGAUAGCGAGUACCGCAAGCAGAUCGAUAAGCCUGAUGAAGCUGGUGAUGGCUUGGUGGAAUACACUAUUGCUCUUGCGAAUGAUCAGAUCAAGAGCGCCGAUUUUACAGAGGCUCUGCUCUUGCGUAUCGAGCCGCUCGUGUCGGAAAAGUACAAGCUCAACAUUGUCGACAAGCUCAAUGAGGCGAUGGAUGGCUAUCUUGACGUGUCCAAACGUUGCGUACAGCUCUUGAUCGACAUCAUCUUCAGCGACCUUCGUCCUGCUGUCAAGACGCUCUUUGGCAGCUCGUGGUAUAGCGAUGAUCCGAUGACGCAGAUCAUCGAGACCGUCAAGGAUUACUUGCAAGACUAUCGUCAGCAUCUCAAUCCGAAUCUGUUUGAUCUCUUCAUCGAAGACGUGCUCGAUACUUUCGUCAUCACUUACCUGACCUCGCUCAAGAAAGCAAGCAAGUUGAAGAUGCCCAAAGCGGCAGAUCGCGUUCGAGAAGACAUCCGAUCGGCAUACAACUACUUUGCUACGAUCAAAUCGACAAAGGAACUGGCGCCUUACUUUGACGUCCUGGACGCCGUUCUCAAGCUCAUCACGGCAUCAAAGAUGAUGUUCUUCCUCGACUACUUCCCUUUUGCCAAACAGUUUGGGCCGCAAUUCGCCUUUGUCGAAGCAGUCUUGCGAGCGAGAGAGGAUCUCGAUCGCAAGCAAGUAAAUGAGAUGGUGCGUUCUCUGUCCGCCCACUUGCGCUGUUCUGACGAGGCUGCGCAGAUGGAAAGCAUCCGCAAAAAGGCAGCAGACGAGCAGAUUGAGGAUCCGCUCAACUCGGUCUUUCGUCGCUUGCCCAAGUGACCAUGCCGCGUUCCUGUAUUAUGUUGUACCAAUUCUUGCAUGGUCAUGUUGUCGCUGCACUGACGCUUUGCCGUCUCGUCUUGAUGAUCUGUCGGCAUUCCUCGAGUAUCUCAUCUACGCCCUGUACUCCACUGAUCUGCCAUUCACGCAGGAUAGGCUCCCAUUCUCCCCACAAGCCAGCACGAGCAUUGGUAGCUCGCAAUCUGUCGGGUAGAUCAACGAUAGGUUGCAAGUGCUUGAUCGGAUCCAAUGCCCUCAUCGAGGGACCCGUGACCACUGCAGGCGGGAAUGCGGUGGACAGCGAAUCUGUCAGCUGCGCGAUCGCCUCGA